AUGAAACUAAAGAAAGAAGAUAAAAAAGAAGUGUACCCUAACAAAAACUUUUCGAAUAAGAAUAAGAUUGUUUAUUUGGAGGAACAUUGCUUCGAUGAACGUAAAGAUGAAACAUUACCAGAAGACUAUCAUAGAGGAGAUAUUACUUCUUCAAAUCGAAUGCUUGCUUAUUCUGACGCUGUUACAGCAACUUGUGCAACAUUUCUUGUUAUACCAAUAAGAAAUUUAAAAAAACUUAGUGUUGAACAGUCUCUUUCUGACUUUGUUAGUGCAACUUACCAUGAGCUUAUUGAGUUUUUUUUGGGGUUUUUAAUUGUUUUAACAGUAUGGGAAAACACAAAUAUUCGAGCAAUAGUUGUUAAGCGUGUUGACGAUUUUGUUUUAUCUUUAAUUAUAUUUGAAUUGUUAGCCACCACAAUUCUACCAUUUUCGUUGGCGUUACAAGGACAUUACCCUCAUGAAAAAGUUACAGUUUUUACAACAUGUAUUAUUUUAGGAACUCUCCAAAUAAUAGAUAUUGGAAUAGUUUUAUAUGCAACGCACUCGCCAAAUCUUUUAAAUACUGCAUUAAAAAAUUGGAAAAAGACUGACCUUAAAGAAUUAUUACUUGUAAUGGUUAUAAGACCAUUAAUUAGUUUGUUGUUACUAGCAAUUGCUGGCGCUUUUUGUUUAGUUCAUUAUGGAUUAUCAUGGGCUUUUAUUGCUUUAUUGAUUUUUAUGCCAACAAUUCGCAAACUUUAUUGGUUUAUUUGUCGUCGAAUUAAAAAGUUUAACAAAACAGAAAAAGAUAUAUUUUUAGAGUGUUAUGCAAAAGGCAAUAUUUCAAAAGAACGCGUUGAGGUUAUGAGUGACGCAGCUAUCGCUAUAAUUGCGUGUAUUCUUGUGCUUGAUAUUACUGUGGAUGACUUUCCCGAACCAGAUAGUGUUAUUGAACACGGUCUUAAUUACGAGUUAAAACAUAUGAUUCCUAAGUUUCUGGCGUUUCUUGCCACAUUCUGCCUUGUUUCUGCUUUGUGGUACAUCAACCAUGCUGUCUUACAUUUAUUUAAGACGGUAAAUUCCAUUUUAUUGUACUUUCAAAAAAUAUUCCUCUCGUUUAGUUGCCUUUGCCCUCUUGCUGGUAACAUGUUAUUACGUUUUGCUGCCAAAGGUAAUUAUGACUCUAUUAUUGCAAUUCGUUUUGCUGCGACAAUAGUGUUUGUUUCAAGUCUUGCGAAUUUCUUUAUUUUUUUGUAUGGAAUGCUUACUGGAGCUAAAUACUUCCAUAAAUGGGCUUCUGUAACACACUAUAAAAAAAAUAAACGUCAGCAUCUAUACUCUUUUACUAAAUCUUUAAACAUACCUUUCUGGUCAUUAGUUUGCAUUUUUGGGAGUUUAGGACCCUCAACUUCAGCACCAUAUGUGUUGUGUAUAACAUUUAUUGCUGCGCCCUGUUCAUUUUUUUUUUCAAAGGUAGUUCUCAUGAAUCAAGUUGGAGUCACUGCAUCAUAUUUCAAAAAAACCUGCUUACGUCGAAUGUUGUUUACAAAAAAAAAGGUUGUAGAGUCUACUAACCCAAAUAAAGAUUUGCGUCGUAAUGCUUUUUCACAACCUAAUCGUUACGUCACUGAACACGAUCUUAGUAGCGUUAUAGAAAACAAUAUUGUUUGCAACUUUUGA
Messenger RNA from Hydra vulgaris (swiftwater hydra), 1659 nucleotides. Its product is annotated as endosomal/lysosomal proton channel TMEM175-like. Lineage: Eukaryota; Metazoa; Cnidaria; Hydrozoa; Anthoathecata; Hydridae. Gene Ontology annotation, molecular function: potassium channel activity; proton channel activity. The record is from RefSeq and is a predicted model, not a curated record.